ACGAGGUCCAAACCUCCUUCGUUCCCUCUGUUUAUCGUUUCCCUCCUCCGCGGGAGCUGAGCGCCAAACUCAAACUCUUCUGGACCGGCACUUCUUUCAAGCUGGUAGCGAGGGCCAGGCCUAUUGGGCUUUUUCACCCUCCCGUCGGGGCAACGGUCCGACAUGAGUCAAGUUCUGUUCCAGCAACUUGUUCCCUUGCUAGUGAAAUGCAAAGACUGCGAGGAGAGGAGAGGAAGCGUUAGAGUAAGCAUUGAACUACAGUCACUUUCUAAUCCAGUACACAGAAAGCUUCACUGAUAAAAUGCUUCCGUGUUUCCAGUUACCCUCUAGCUGCUUAGAAGAUUUAGUCAUCCGUCUGACUGAUGAUACAGAUCCAUUUUUUCUGUAUAACCUUGUUAUAUCUGAGGAAGAUUUUCAAAGUUUAAAAUUGCAGCAAGGUCUCCUGGUGGACUUCUUAGCUUUUCCACAGAAGUUUAUAGACCUCCUUCAGCAGUGUAUGCAAGAGCAUGUGAAAGAGACUCCAAGGUUUCUGCUGCAGCUUACUUCUUCAGCUGCCCUUUUGGAUAACUCACCGGUAUUUCUAAAUGUCGUGGAGACAAAUCCUUUUAAGCAUCUGAUUCACCUGUCACUGAAGCUCUUACCUGGAAAUGAUAUAGAAAUAAAGAAAUUUCUAGCAGGAUGUUUGAAAUGUAGCAAGGAAGAAAAAUUAUCACUGACUAAAUCACUAGAUGAUGUUACCAGGCAACUGCACAUUACACAAGAGACAUUAUCAGAAAAAAUGCAAGAAUUAGAGAAGCUACGGAGUGAAUGGUCCUCGCACACAGCAUCGCUGACGAACAAGCAUUCUCAGGAGUUAACAACUGAGAAGGAAAAAGCUUUGCAGACACAAGUUCAAUACCAACAGCAGCAUGAACAACAGAAGAAGGAUCUGGAAGCCCUCCAUCAACGAAAUAUCCAGCAGCUGCAGAACAGACUGUCUGAGUUAGAGGCCGCUAAUAAAGAGCUCACCGAGAGGAAGUAUAAAUUAGACUCCACUGUCAGAGAGCUAAAAGCGAAGCUUGCUGGUGUGGAAGAGGAGCUGCAGCGGGCCAAGCAAGAGGUCCUUUCUCUGAGAAGAGAGAAUUGUACUCUGGAUACUGAAUGUCACGAGAAAGAAAAGCAUAUUAACCAGCUACAAACAAAAGUGGCCGUUUUAGAACAGGAGAUCAAAGAUAAAGACCAGCUUGUUCUGAGAACAAAAGAAGCAUUCGAUACAAUCCAAGAGCAAAAGGUAGCGUUAGAAGAGAAUGGUGAGAAAAAUCAGAUACAACUGGGAAAACUUGAAGCUACGAUAAAAUCAUUAUCAGCAGAACUUCUAAAGGCAAAUGAGAUUAUCAAGAAGUUACAAGGAGAUCUUAAAACUCUGAUGGGUAAAUUGAAACUGAAGAAUACAGUUACUAUUCAGCAAGAAAAACUGUUGGCUGAGAAAGAAGAAAUGCUACAAAAAGAGCGAAAGGAAUCGCAGGAUGCUGGGCAGUCUCUUCGAGUCAAGGAGCAAGAGGUAUGCAGAUUACAAGAACAAUUAGAAACUACAGUUCAGAAACUUGAAGAAAGUAAACAACUUUUGAAAAAUAAUGAAAAAUUAAUCACAUGGCUAAACAAAGAGCUAAAUGAAAAUCAGCUGGUAAGAAAGCAAGACACACUGGGAACCUCUCCCACCCCACCCGCACAUUCUACUAGCAACACCAUCAGAAGUGGGCUUUCUCCCAGCCUGAAUGUGGUUGAUAGACUAAAUUACCCAAGCUGUGGAAUUGGCUAUCCUGUCUCCUCUGCGUUCGCAUUCCAGAAUGCUUUUCCUCAUGCAGUAGCUGCCAAAAACACCAGCCAUCCAGUCUCUGGACCAAAGGUUCAGUUUAACUUGCAGCUUACAAAAGCAAGCACAUCGAUGGAUGGGCCGGGAGCCGCUGGUCACAGGGCUUGUUCAACUGAUAAGGAAAAUGGCGAAAAUAUAGGAUUGGAAUCCAAAUAUUUGAAGAAAAGAGAAGACAGCAUUCCUUUACGUGGACUCAGCCAGAAUCUGUUUAGUAAUUCAGACCAUCAGAAAGAUGGCAUGCUGGGAGCACUGCAGACAUCUUCCAAACCCACAAUUCUCCCCUCCUCAUCUUCAUCGUAUUUCCCUGGGCAGUUACCAAAUAGUUAAUCCAAUACCUUUGAUUGCUUACUGACAGUUUAGAAAUUCAAGUGAUUUAACAGACCAUUAAUAACAAAACCAUUUUUUUCUUGUUCCUGUUAGAUCUUUUGGAUUCUUUAUAAUACUGCUGCCAUUUACAAACUUAGGAAAUUGAUAAGGAUUCUGAGUAAAUGGUAUUAUUUUCUGUGAACAGAAUGUUUCAAAAAAAGGUCACUGAUUAUAUCAGACUCUUCCUAGUUGAAUAGAGACACUAAAUCAAAGAUACACUGGCAAAGAAUAAUAGUAUAAACAGAAGACUUGGGAUUCAUACUGUCAUUUUUAUUAGUAAAAAAAUUCUUAAUUUACCACCUGAGAGUUGGGCGAGCUUCCACAUGUGAUAUCUUUACAUUGAGUUCUUAUACUACUUUCAAAGGUUUUUUUUUUUUUUGUUUUGUUUUUUUUGUUUUGAGAUAGGGUCUAUUAUGUAGUUCAGGCUGUCCUGGAACUUGCUAUGUAUGUAGACCAGGCUGGCCUCAAACCCAGAUCCACCUGCCUCUGCACCUGGGACUAAAGGUGUGUACCACCGAGCCUGAUUUAUAUAUUUGGUUUAUUCUUUCUCCUCCCAGAUGGUCUCCAAUUUCCUACCCACCCAAUUUCAUGUCUUUUCUCCCUUAAAAACAAAAUUAAAAUAACCAAUGAGUAAGAUAAAAAUAUCAAACCAAAACCAAUGGAUUUCACCUUGUGCUAGUCAACAACUCCUGGAUAUGAGUAUGUGGAGUUGGUUGACCUAUCUAGUGACAGUCUAAAGCACUCUGAGUGAAAUUAAGUAUUCAUAGUGAGUAAAUUAUUUCCUCUGACACAUGUGACCUAUGAAAUAAUUUUUAUAGAAAAGUAAUUGGGAUAGAGUAUUUACAUGACCGAAGUGCUUUAGUCAUCUGGCUGAGCACUGUUGAUUUCUUCCAUACCAGAUCAUCAUUGUAAUAACACCAUAAAAAUGGUACUUUUUAUAAUAUUAAAUAUGGUGCUUUUUAUAAUAUUAAAAUUUGUGCUCAGUGUUAAUAAAGUGGGAAUGUUAGCUAUUGGAAGUUACAACUUUCUCAUUAAAAAAGCAAAAACAACCCUCUAUAAUCUUAGAGGUCUAAUUUUAUUUUCUUGUUGACAACCACCCAAAGGAAAUUAAAAUCCUAAGACCCCAAAAUCUUACCUGUAAAAUGUAAUAAUCAUGUGAUGUUUUAAAAGUUUCAAGGGGCUAAAGAGAUGGCUUAGUGUCUCAUUAGCACUAGCUGCCUCUUUUAGAGGACAUGGGUUCUAAUCCCAGCACCCACAUGGCAGCUCACAAUUUUAUGUCACCCAGAGUGCAUCAGGCAUGCAUGUGGUUUCUAGAUAGAUAUACAUGCAGGCAAAACAUUUAUACACAUUAAAUUUUGUUCAAAUACUUCACACACUGCUGAAGACAUUUUGAGACAGUGACAUAUUAACUAUGAGGGCCACAAAAGUCAGGGAUCUUUAGUCUCACUUUCAGGAUACUGGCAACUGCCAGCUAUCUUCAACAAGGGCUAUGAUAAAAGUUCAGUGACAGAGGAAUAUUGCUACAAUUACUUCAAAGCACUUAUUCUGGAAAGAAGUCUCUUGGCAGCACAGGACUGUUGUAAAUAGUAUAAAAUAAGCGUAAGCGCUUGUGGCAGCUUUGGAAAGGGAUUUAAGACAUAUGUAGCUUUUUAAGAGAUACCCUCCCCCUUAUUUAUAAACACGUUUCCAGGCUAGGAUAGCUCACCUCCACAGCAGGCUGUUGGUGACCUGUCUCUGUGCUAAGUGUCCACACACACAGCACUGACUCUCUGCUCUACCUCUUCAGCUUUUGUUUGAAAUUGUUUUGUGUUGUAUAACUGUACAUGUGUUAAUAAUCAAAAUGUUGCUUUUUGCUAUUUCUGAAAACUGUGACCUUUGUUAAUACAAAGUACUGAAACCUCAGAGUUUGAUAUGUCAGAAGCAUGUUUAGAAAAUAAAAGACUGACCUGCAAUUUGUGCUUAGAAAAUCAAGUAUUUCCAGUUGACCUGCAAACUCUGUAUUUUUAUCUUUAGGGUUUUUGUUUUUGGUGAGGUGAGGGCAGCAAAUGGAUUGCAGAGAAGGUAAGGUAAGGUAAAGAAGACUUGGUAGAAGACUGUCAAACAGCUUACGGUA
Molecule: messenger RNA, 4331 nt
Organism: Arvicanthis niloticus (Nile rat)
Lineage: Eukaryota; Metazoa; Chordata; Mammalia; Rodentia; Muridae
Gene: Sass6
Product: SAS-6 centriolar assembly protein
Biological process (GO): centriole replication; spermatogenesis
Cellular component (GO): centrosome; centriole
Source: RefSeq, a predicted model, not a curated record